UUUCAAUGAAUCCACGUACACUUAGUAACAUGUAUGUGACUUUUAUUAUCACUCUCAAAUUCUUCAUGACUACUUAAUCGUUAUAGUAAUAAUAAUAGUAAUAAUUGAAGUAAUUAUGACAUUAAAAUGAUAGAGAAAACAAAACAGAAUAAUACACCAUAUACAUAUCAUCAUCAUCGUCAGCAACAGCAGCAGCAGCAGAAUCAGCAGGAGCAUCAAUCUAUGAGUAUUACACCAGAUUCUAUUUAUAAUUCACCUACUAAUAUAUUGCCAAUAAUUAAAACAAUGUAUUUUUAUGAUGGUCACAAUAAUAAUAGUAAUAAUAUAAAUAAUCCAUCAAAUGAAUUACAUUUAACUGUACAAUCAAAUAUACAUCGAAGUUUAGAAGCAUUAUUAAAUGAAUUGACUAAUCCAUUACCAUCAUAUAAUAAUAAUAAUACCCAAAUGGUAUAUACAUAUCAAACAAUGAAUAAAGUAAAAUCAAUGAAUGAUUUACAACAGAAUAAUCCCUAUGAUAAUACAUUAAGAAAUCGUAAGCUAAACAAUAAAUUAGAUAAAAGAGCUGACAACAAGCCAUCAUCAUCAUCAUUAACAUCAUCAUCAUUAUCAAAGUUAUAUCAUUCAUCGUUACAUUGUUCAAAGAUAGAAUUAAAUAAUAAUUAUAAUAGUACAUUGAAUCAGUCAACAAAUUGUAUUAUAUUACCAACAAUUGAUACAUUGAUUAUAGAUUCAAAUAAUAAUAAGAGGCAACAAUUAAAACAAGUGAAGCGUAUUUAUGUACAUUUAAAUAAACAAUUUAAUAUCAUUAAAUCAGUAUUAAUUAAAAGUAAAUAUAUUAAAACCAUUGAUAAUAUAUUACAAGAAUUAAGUGAAUUAUUUCAAUUGCCUAUACAUAAAUUAUAUACAUUAGAUGUUUGUCAAGUAUUUAUCAAAUCUGGUCAAAAUGAUCCACAAACAGGUGAAAUCUAUUCAUCUAUUUGUACAGCAAAUCCAACUAUUACAAUCUGUAAUAGAUAUCAAUCAACUCAACCUAUACUACUUAGAUCAGCAUAUAUAUGUACAUUGAGUUUAAAUGAUGGAAAUGUACAAGUUAUACAAGGCAAUGAAUUAAACGAAUCUAACACAACAAAUAUUACACAAUUGGGACCAUUUUAUCCAGGGAGUAUUGAUUAUUUUGAAAUACCCUUAAAUGAUAUUAUGGAAAUCAGUAAAAUACGUAUAAGUCAUGAUGGUUACGGUACAUAUCCCGAAUGGUUACCAGAAGAAAUAUAUCUAAGAUUAACACAAAAUCUCCCUAGUAUGACCAUGAAUUCAUUCAAAUUCAGCACACGAAAUUCUUCCUGUUUAACCAGACUAUUAAAUACUGAAGAAGAGAGUAAUUUAUUGCCAGGAUCUAUGCCAACAUAUGAAAUUUCUUUUCCAUGUAUGAAAUGGUUAUCACGCUUUAAAAGUGAUGGCAGUUUAGUGCGUGAAAUCGCUGCACCUGGAACUCAACUACCUGAUCAAGCACCAAGACUUGGACGAAUAUUAAAAGUAUACCCAUUGGAUAUUACAACAUUAUUUCAACAAGAGGAAAGAGCUCCUGUAAUUCAAUAUCAAGUAAUAACAAAAACUGGUAAACUAUGGAAUUCAGGAAUGAAUAAUACAACAAAAGUAAAUAUAUUAAUACAAGGUGAUCGUGGUGAUACAGGUACAAGAAUUUUAUGGAAUGACGAAAUAUCUAAAAUGAAUGCAUUUUCAAGAGGGAAAACUACUUCAUUUAAUGUUGAAGCUGUAUUUCUUGGUCGAUUAAAAUCACUUACUAUAUGGUUAGAAUCAGACAAUAAUGGAAAUGAGCAGAAUACUACAACUACUACUACUAAUACUACUCAUAACAAUAAUAAUAAUAAUUGGUAUUUAGAAUAUGUGAUCAUUCAACAACUAUCAGUGAAUUCUUCUAUGAAUAUAUUCAAUACAUUAUCUUCAUCUUCCACACCUACAUCUCAAUCAUUUCCUUAUACAAAUGAUCAUUUUCUAACAUGUACAAAUAAUAAACUGAAUAAUAUUUAUAAUGAUAUAAGUGCAAUUUAUAUAUUUCCUUGUUUUCAAUGGUUAACAACAAAAUUUGGUAUGAAUUCUUUACCAAUUAAAUUAAUUCCAAUUAAUAGUAAUGGUACAUUUACAAUUAAUUUAAUUGAAACAAUUAUGGCAUAUCAAAAAGAACAAACAUUUUGGCAAGUUGAAAAAUGGAAGUUUAAACCAGGCACAAAAAUUAUUUUCUACAGUUAUUUAACUGGUGCACCUAUGCGUAUAAUCGAUUCUAACCGUAUUGAUUGUCAACCGAUUGAUUCAGUUAACGGAGUAUCGAAUCAAAGAAAUGGAGAAGUUUUUAAUGUCUCUUAUGGAUUAACUAAUUCGAAACGUUCAAAAUUAUCACGAUCAUCUUUACAUCAACAAUUUGGUUCAAGAGAUUUAUUAAAUAAUUAUAAACAAUCUAUAUUGAAUCAAAAUAUAGAAUACUGUAAUAAUUUAAAUGAUCAUUUGAAGUCAACUAAUAAAAUGAACAAUCGUAAUAAGAAUACAAAAUGUAUUCGUUCAUUUUCAAGUGUACAAAAUCCAUGGCUUUCAAUGUGUUUAGAUGAAAUAGCUGGUUUAAAUUUGAAAAUUAAUUCGGAUUUAGAUUCACAAUUUUUCAACUUUAAAAUACGCCCUCAGUCAGAACGUCUCAUUGCACUUGAAAUAAACAAAAAAAGUUCACUGCAAACUAGGAAGAUUCAUGUUUACGUUGGACCAGAUGGUCGUGUCGUCAGUGGAGCAACAGGUCCUGUAACAGUUCCUGGGAAGUUAUUUCUACCGUAUGUAAAAGGUUGUCUAAGAGAUCAAACAAUCUUAUGGUUAUGUACAGAAAUUCAACAAACAUUAAUACCUAUUAUAAUUCAUGAAACUAAUCAAAACAAUUCAGAAGUUAAAAUCAAUAGUUGUAAAUUUGAUUUACGUGCCACAGGUGAACGUACUACUGAAGCAUAUUGGAGAGUUCAUAAAGUAGACAAAAAUAUUAGACGAUUUGAAUCAGUUGCAUGGCCAGGAAAUUUUUUGCGUGUUACAUCAAAUAAUGUAGAUGUUAUGGGUGGCGGUGGAAUGGAUUGUUACUUUCAAAUUAAUCGUGUUCGUUGUAAAGGUUUUUUUCAAUUAUCACCUCUUGUGAAUAUUAAAAAAAUUAUUGGAAUGAAUGAAGAUGGAACAAUCACUUUAUACGACAAAGAUACAAUGGAAGAAAAUUCACGUUUUUAUCCAGAAGUUGUCAAAUAUGGUUUCUCUAGUCCACAGAUUCAAUUGAAUAAUUCAUGUUUAACAAACAGAACGGUUGACAUAAGUCCUCAACCAAUCAUUUCAAAUUCACUAUUAGAUAAUGAUAAUGAAGAAGAUGAAGAGAAUAAAGGAAAUCUACAAAAAGAAUUUAAGAUUACAUCCACAAGACAACAACAACAGAUGUUAGAAUUAAUACAAUCUCGUAAUCAAACCGAUAUGGACACAACCAAUAGUGUAUUUGUUGAUGAUACAAACUCUAAUGGAAAUUAUUUGAAUAAAACACUAACUUUAAAUAAUUCAAAUGAAAAUCAGACUAUCAAAGAUUCCAGUUGGAAAUUAUCUAUUUAUACAGAGAAAUCAGCACAAAACUGUGAAAUCGUUUUAGUCGUCUACGGCAUAGACGGUAAUUCAGGUCCAAUAUUAAUUGGUAGAUCAAAUGAUGAAAAAGGAUUAUUUCUGGCAAAUAGAAUUGAUAAUUUUAUGAUUAUAGUGGGAAAUAUCGGUUCAAUUUAUAAGAUACGUCUAGAAGUGAAUCAAAUAAAUCCGGAUAAUGAUAGUGAAUGGGAAGUUGACAAAUUGAUUCUAGAAAAUGUUAAAAUAAACAAACAAUUAAUAUUUGAUUUUAUUGGUCGACCAUUUGGAAAAUUAAACAAUUUUUAUUGUUUAUCCCGAGAACAAAUUACCCAUUUACAUUUGUCAACUAAUAAAAUAAUGAAGAAACAAUCAAGAGAACAACAAGAAGGAGAAGACGAAGAACAAGAACAAGAAGAAGAAGAAUUCACAUUAUGUUUAUUGAAUUAUCGUAUACAAUUAGAAUUCAGUGAUGAUGUAAUUAAAAGAAAUGAUAAAUUAAAUAUUGCAUUAGAACCAUAUAUUUGUUUAAUUGGACAAUAUGGUGAUAGUGGUCGUAGAUUAAUAGGUUAUAUUACUGAUAAACAAUUAAUUAUUAAUGAGAAAAGAAAUAUUCUGGUACUUGAUACGUUGAUUGAGUCAGCUUAUCUUGGUGAGGUGACCAGCUGCUUUCUAGGUCCAGUUGAUAUUGAAGAACGAUUACAAGAGGAACGUACUGGUUUACUAUGUACUAAAAUUUUGAUAUGGGAUACAAAAAAAGAGGUGGUUUACGAAAUCCCAGCAGAUACUUGGUUACUUUUUAAAAGAAAUGAACAAACACAUGAAAUUCACCUGGAAGUUGGUCAAAUACAUUCCAUCGAAGCAUAUGAAGAGGAAUCUAAUGAUGAAAUAAUCAAAUCAGAUGAAACGACUCCAGUUGUCGAUCAAUAUGAAGGCAAGUUAUAA
Molecule: messenger RNA, 4584 nt
Organism: Schistosoma margrebowiei
Lineage: Eukaryota; Metazoa; Platyhelminthes; Trematoda; Strigeidida; Schistosomatidae
Source: the annotation of a GenBank genome assembly